GCACUUCCCGUGACGCAGAUGCCGGGCUAACAUGGCGGCGGCCAGCGGGUGAGUGCUGCAUCUCCCUCGCUCUUUCCCGCUGGCGUGGAGAGGGGCAUGGGUGUCCUGGCCGGACCGCGGGUGAGAGCUCAGCCAGGCUCGCUGAAUGCCGCGGGCUGGAGUGCAAUGGCACUAUCUCAGCUCACUACAACCUCCGCCUCCCAGGUUCAAACGAGUCUUCUGCCUCAGCCUCAUGAGCAGCUGGAAUUACAGACCCUCAUUUUGGCUGGGGAAUGAAACCCUGAAGGUGCCGCUGGCGCUCUUUGCCUUGAACCGGCAGCGCCUGUGUGAGCGGCUACGGAAGAACCGUGCUGUGCAGGCCGACUCCAUCGUGGUCCUGCAGGGCGGGGAGGAGACUCAGCGCUACUGCACCGACACCGGGGUCCUCUUCCGCCAGGAGUCCUUCUUUCACUGGGCAUUCGGUGUCACUGAGCCAGGCUGCUAUGGUGUCAUCGACGUUGACACUGGGAAGUCGACCCUGUUUGUGCCCAGGCUUCCUGCCAGCUAUGCCACCUGGAUGGGAAAGAUCCAUUCCAAGGAGCACUUCAAGGAGAAGUAUGCCGUGGACGACGUCCAGUACACGGAUGAGAUUGCCAGUGUCCUGACAUCACAGAAGCCCUCUGUCCUCCUCACUUUGCGUGGCGUCAACACGGACAGCGGCAGCGUCUGCAGGGAGGCCUCCUUUGACGGCAUCAGCAAGUUCGAAGUCAACAACACCAUUCUUCACCCAGAGAUCGUUGAGUGCCGAGUAUUUAAGACGGACAUGGAGCUGGAGGUUCUGCGCUACACCAAUAAAAUCUCCAGCGAGGCCCAUCGUGAGGUAAUGAAGGCUGUAAAAGUGGGAAUGAAAGAAUAUGAGUUGGAAAGCCUCUUCGAGCACUACUGCUACUCCCGGGGUGGCAUGCGCCACAGCUCCUACACCUGCAUCUGCGGCAGUGGUGAGAACUCAGCCGUGCUGCACUACGGACACGCCGGAGCUCCCAACGACCGAACGAUCCAGAAUGGGGACAUGUGCCUGUUCGACAUGGGCGGUGAGUAUUACUGCUUCGCUUCCGACAUCACCUGCUCCUUUCCUGCCAAUGGCAAGUUCACUGCAGACCAGAAGGCCAUCUACGAGGCGGUGCUGCGGAGCUCCCGCGCCGUCAUGGGUGCCAUGAAGCCAGGUGUCUGGUGGCCCGACAUGCACCGCCUGGCUGACCGCAUCCACCUGGAGGAGCUGGCCCACAUGGGCAUCCUGAGCGGCAGCGUGGACGCCAUGGUCCAGGCACACCUGGGGGCCGUGUUUAUGCCUCACGGGCUCGGCCACUUCCUGGGCAUUGACGUGCACGACGUGGGAGGCUACCCAGAGGGCGUGGAGCGCAUCGACGAGCCCGGCCUGCGGAGCCUGCGCACUGCACGGCACCUGCAGCCAGGCAUGGUGCUCACCGUGGAGCCGGGCAUCUACUUCAUCGACCACCUCCUGGACGAGGCCCUGGCGGACCCGGCCCGUGCCUGCUUCUUUAACCGCGAGGUCCUGCAGCGCUUUCGCGGUUUUGGCGGGGUAAGUGCCCAUGGGCCCCAUUCUUGCUCCCAGAACAUCUGCCACCUCCACUGCAGCUGCAGACUCCUUAGUCCCAAGACAGGGGCCCUAGUGACAUCUUCCCUUGAGGUGGGCUCAGCCUGCCCCUUCGUGUCACAGGAUAGAGCCUCACCCCUCAGUAGGAACAGACAGAGAUCCUGCAAAACCCCUGCCCGCUCCAGGGGCACCCAUCCACCUGGCAAAGACAGGGUGAGCAGGUGACGUGAGCAGAUGGCUCCAUGAAGGAGCCUGGAGGCCACCCCGCUCUCCCAGGGAGUGUCAGCUGCUCCCACCCCAUGGUGGGGUGGGCCUGGAAUGGUCCCGGCCCUCUAGCCUGGCACAUGAGGCUGUUCUAUGAUAAUGUGUGUCUGUCGGCUUGACCCAGGUCCGCAUCGAGGAGGACGUCGUGGUGACUGACAGCGGCAUGGAGCUGCUGACCUGCGUGCCCCGCACUGUGGAAGAGAUUGAAGCGUGCAUGGCAGGCUGUGACAAGGCCUUUACCCCCUUCUCUGGCCCCAAGUAGAGCCAGCCAGAAAUCCCAACACACCUGGGGGCCUGGCCUUGCAACCUGUUUUCGCGAUGGGCAGCCUGCUGGUCAGCACUCCAGUAGUGAGAGAUGGCACCCAGAAUCAGAUCCCAGCUUCGGCAUAUGAUCAGACCAAACAGCGCUGUUUCCUGGGGAGGAAACACUUUUUUAAUUACCCUUUUGCAGGCUCCCACCUUUAAUCUGCUUUAUACCUUGCUUAUUAAAUGAGCGACUUAAAAUGAUUGAAAAUAAUGCUGUUCUUUAGUAGCAACUAUAAUGUGUCUUGCUGUCAUUUAUAUUCCUUUUUCCAGGAAAGAAGCAUUUCUGAUACUUUCUGUCAAAGAUCAAUAUGCAGAAUGGCAUUUGCAAUAAAAGAUUUCCUAAAAUGG
This is a messenger RNA of Symphalangus syndactylus (siamang), 2512 nucleotides long. RefSeq names its product peptidase D (gene PEPD). NCBI's taxonomy places the organism in Eukaryota, Metazoa, Chordata, Mammalia, Primates, Hylobatidae. Gene Ontology annotation, molecular function: metalloaminopeptidase activity; manganese ion binding. The record is from RefSeq and is a predicted model, not a curated record.